CCCGUCGCUUGCACCAAGGCUGCUGGCACAUAAGAUACAGUCCCCUCAGGAGAUGGAAGCUCUCCAUGCUCUCACAGUGCUGGAGACCUGUGUCAAUAACUGUGGUGAAAGAUUUCACAACGAAAUAGCAAAAUUCAGGUUUCUGAAUGAGCUGAUUAAAGUGCUUUCCCCAAAGUACUAUGGAACCUGGUCUUCAGAGAAAGUCAAGUCAAGAGUCACAGAAGUGAUAUUCAGUUGGACAGUCUGGUUUCCUCAGGAAGUUAAAAUCCGGGAUGCUUAUCAGAUGCUGAAGAAACAAGGGAUUGUAAAAGAAGACCCCAAAUUGCCAGAAGACAAAAUUUUACCUCCCCCUUCUCCAAGACCUCAGAAUUCUAUUUUUGACACAGAUGAAGAGAAAUCCAAGCUCCUGGCAAGGCUUUUGAAGAGCAGCCACUCAGAAGACCUGCAGGCUGCCAACCGCCUGAUCAAGAGCAUGAUUAAAGAGGAACAAGAAAAGUCAGCUAAGGUGUCCAGAAGAGCCAACACUAUCAGUGAGGUUUCUGAGAACGUUAAACGCAUGGGUGAAUUACUGGAAAGCUACAAGAGACAAGAAUUAUCCAAAUCUGACCAGGAGACCCUACAGGCUCUGUGCCGGCGCUCUGAGGGGCUCCGCCCGCGGCUCUUCCGCCUCGCCAGCGAGACGCUCGAUGACGACGAGGCUCUGGCUGAGAUACUGCAGGCCAACGACAAGCUCUCGCAGGCACUCGCACAGUGCAGGCAGGUUGUAGCCAGCCAUGAAAACGGUGCUGGAGGAGGCUCAGGCACCAGCUCUGCUGAUGGCCCAGCCUGCAGGCCAGCCCCAAGGCGCAUGAAGAGCUACACCCUGAUUGACUUCUCCGAAGUGGAGGCGACCCAGGCCCUGCCAGGCCAACCUGGCAGUGUCCCCAGUGCCUCCCGCCAGGGCAGCACAGCCUCCUCCUGCCUGCUCGAGGAGGAGCUCCACUCACUAGGUCUCGGCAACUCUCCCGUUGCAGAGAAAGCAGCGCCAGAUUUCGGGUUAGCAGAGCCUGCUGUGCACAAUGGCCAUGGGGAAGCUGCCAGUGCUGCUCAAACACCAGGACUGCAGGAGAGCUGGGCAGAGAGCUCUUCAGAGGAGAAUGAGUUCCAGGACUGGCUUGAUCAGCUCUCUCCACCACCCAGGACCAAAACAUCAUCCCUGGAUUUAUCACCAAUGACAUUGCCCUUUCCAGAUCUUCCAAAUAGCUCAAUGGCAGAUUCCUCACUCUCCAGCCUAGGCCACGAGCUGAAGCCUGCUGCCUCUUUCCAUCCAGCUCCCCAUGAUGCUUCUCUAGAAAACCUUUUUGUCCCUUUAAAUUCAAUUACACCGAGCAGUGUCUCUCCACUCACUGUGUAUGACAGGAAUGGUUUCAAGGCCAUGCUCCACUUCUCCAGAGACUCGGCUCCUGGGCGACCAGACGUGCUGGUGAUGGUUCUUUCCAUGCUGAGCACAUCAGCUCAGCCCAUUAAGGACAUAGCAUUCCAGGCUGCAGUCCCCAAGAGCAUGAGGAUCAAGCUGCAGCCAGCGUCGGGC
This is a messenger RNA of Merops nubicus (carmine bee-eater), 1570 nucleotides long. It is a transcript of the gene GGA2, whose product is annotated as golgi-associated, gamma adaptin ear containing, ARF binding protein 2. The annotation marks the transcript as partial. Gene Ontology annotation, biological process: intracellular protein transport; vesicle-mediated transport. The transcript is spliced from 14 exons. Gene Ontology annotation, molecular function: phosphatidylinositol binding; ubiquitin binding; small GTPase binding. NCBI's taxonomy places the organism in Eukaryota, Metazoa, Chordata, Aves, Coraciiformes, Meropidae. The record is from RefSeq and is a predicted model, not a curated record. Gene Ontology annotation, cellular component: trans-Golgi network.